UUAUAACGUGGCGGCUGUUCUAGUAAAUGAAGUUACACCCUAAAAGAAAUACCGGCAAAUCGGAAAACUUAUUAUUUUCUCAUUUCCGGUUUCUCAUGGGGGUACGUGGCCUGUGAGAGCAGAAUACACACUGACAAGAUAUUCCAAAACAAUGGCGCAAAGAAAUGAACUUAUUGAUAGAGCGGAGGAUGUGGCUGAUCAGGUUCUCCGUAAAAGUAAGCAUGUGCUGCCACACGUAGCCAGGUUUUGCCUCAUCAGCACGUUUUUAGAAGACGGGCUGAGAAUGUGGAACCAGUGGGGAGAACAGAGGGAUUACAUGAACCACACCUGGGGGUGCGGCUACAUCCUAGCCACCUUGUUUGUAAUCGUCAAUCUGGUGGGUCAGUUAGGAGGCUGUAUAAUGGUACUGAGCAGAUUUAAAGUUACAAUAGCAUGUGGUGUUCUUGUUGGAAUCAUAGUUUUACAGACAAUUGCUUACAGCAUUUUAUGGGAUGUGAAGUUUCUUUUAAGGAACUUGGCAUUAGCUGGUGGUGUAUUGCUGCUUUUGGCUGAAGACCGUGCAGAGGGAAAGAGCUUAUUUGCUGGACUUCCCUCCCUUGGCGAGAAUAACCCCAAACAGUACAUGCAGUUGAGCGGCCGAAUUCUUCUUGUAUUGAUGUUUCUGACCCUGCUAAGAUUUGAAAUGGACUUCUUCCAUAUUAUUCAGAAUUUGGUGGGCACUGCACUUAUCAUUCUCAUAGCUGUGGGAUACAAGACCAAGUUAUCAGCAUUAGUUCUUGUUAUCUGGUUAACCCUUCUCAAUGUUUACUUCAAUGCCUUCUGGAAUAUCCCAGCGUACAAACCGAUGAGAGAUUUCCUCAAGUAUGACUUUUUCCAGACCUUGUCUGUCGUCGGUGGACUCUUGCUUGUAGUAGCUUAUGGACCAGGUGGUGUUAGUAUGGAUGAACACAAAAAGAAAUGGUAGUCUCAGUUUGUUAUAGCUUAGGUUUAUAUUAACUUUGACGGAGAAAAGGCACUACAGCAAAGUGUUAAGUAUGCAUGUAAAAAUAAUUGAAGGAAGAAAAAGCUAGAAAAGUACAUGUAUUUCAACUGCAUUGUACACCCAUUGUUUAUGAUAUGUUAUUUAUGUGUUUUAGUUUUGUUGAAAGCUGUAUUGAUGCAGGUCAGAUAUAAAUUUUUGUGUCUUGUGAACACUGAUAAAUAAAUUUUAUGAUCAUUCAAAACAAAGGAGUAUUUGUUUAUAUACAUGUAUAUAUUUUGAUGUGCAUGUAUUUGAUCAUAUUAUCUGUUAUCUUUAUAUAUUACCAUUAGUACUCUAUCUCAAAGAUUUUAUCCUGAAAUUGAAAUAUUUUUCACCAGUUAAUUAUAUUUUUUUCUAAAUACUGUUACAAAUAUAUAUGUUUAUAAAUCUUAUUUCACUAGUCAUUGCAACUGAAAAAUUAGGUCAUGUUGUUGACAUUGUCCAACGUUUAAUCACAGGUUGUAAUUUAUUAAAGUUGCUGAUUGCCAAAGGUAAAUUAUUAGAUUGUACAGUGUAUAUGUCUCUGAAAUAAUAUAUGGUGCUUAAUCUUAGAAAUUCAAAAAAAAAAACAUUAAGUUUGCUCAAUUUCUCACAAAUCACAUCAAAGAUUAUUGAAACUUGGUAUGUAUACUUGUAGAGACAUUGUUCAUAAAUUCGAAAUUAUGCCCCUCUGUUAUACUGAUGUAUACAUUGAAAAUGGACUUUUUGUGAUUUCUGCUGAUAAUUAAUUUAUACAUUGUAAAUUAUUUAUUAGCCCAUCAUAGAUUUUUUUCAGAUCCUUAUUGAUAUGUGUUUACAGUAUUGAAAAGCAACAAUUUACCACCAUGUUUAUAAGUAGAAAUGUUUGAGCUCUGUUCAUUGACAUGCCUCCUGUGUUUGACAGUGGGAUACAUGAAAUACACUUUAGACUAUAUACCAGUAUCAAUAGAUUUGUGAAAAAUUCACAGAACUUUUGAUUGAGAAUAAUACCUCAAGGGAAAAAUUUUUCUUAAUUGAGCUUAAAUGCAUGUGUGGUAUAUGUGUGCUAUAUACACUACAUAUAAUAUUAUAUCUGUGCCAGAUUAGUUAUUUUCUGCAUGACCCUCCUUAGUUGUGCUUCAUUGUGUUAGAUUCCAGUAAAUGUGAAUAGAAAAGUAUGCCAGUGUAAAAGUCAUCCAUGUUGUUUUUGCAUGAUUGUCAUUACUGCCACAGAAAAAUACCAAUAAAUACUAUGUUUUA
This is a messenger RNA of Saccostrea cuccullata (small rock oyster), 2239 nucleotides long. Its product is annotated as surfeit locus protein 4-like. Gene Ontology annotation, biological process: Golgi organization. Gene Ontology annotation, cellular component: endoplasmic reticulum-Golgi intermediate compartment; endoplasmic reticulum; membrane. Bases 152 to 964 code for a protein of 270 amino acids. The transcript is spliced from 5 exons. The record is from RefSeq and is a predicted model, not a curated record. Lineage: Eukaryota; Metazoa; Mollusca; Bivalvia; Ostreida; Ostreidae.